AUGGCGAAUCAAACAGAUGAUUAUUAUGGAAAUACGUAUCAGUGGAACAACACAUUAUCGCCAAACGAAAGAGAUGCGGAAACCGAAUACUAUCUACCCAAUUGGACCGAUCUUGUUUUAACAGGACUGUUUACGAUACUAAUUAUUGUUACUAUAGUGGGCAAUACCCUCGUGAUUGCGGCUGUAAUUACUACCAGACGAUUACGGUCCGUGACUAAUUGUUUUGUCUCUAGCCUGGCGGCGGCGGAUUUACUAGUCGGUUUAGCAGUGAUGCCGCCGGCUGUGUUGUUACAGCUCACAGGCGGGACUUGGGAGUUGGGCGAAGUACUGUGCGAUUCUUGGGUCUCCCUUGACAUUCUCCUCUGCACGGCCAGCAUUCUCUCGCUAUGCGCCAUAUCUAUAGACAGGUACCUGGCCAUAACUCAGCCAUUGAUAUACAGCCGUCGACGCAGAAGUAAAAGACUGGCCGGACUAAUGAUCGUCGCGGUAUGGGUCAUGGCUGGCGCCAUAACGAGCCCACCUCUGUUGGGUUGUUUUCCACGUGCGACGAACCGCGAUAUCAAAAAAUGCUCCUACAAUAUGGAUUCGUCGUAUGUGAUAUUUUCGUCGAUGGGCAGCUUUUUCCUGCCCAUGCUAGUUAUGCUGUACGUAUACGGGAGGAUUUCGUGCGUUAUUGCGAGCAGGCACAGGAAUCUGGAGACUAACGAAGCGGAGAAUGUCCGACCACGUCGCAGAACCAUGUCUGAUCGUGGAAGGAGCAUUAAAGUACAGCGUACUGCGGAUUGUGCCGAGAGUGGUACGACGUGCGACACGCUGCCCGAGGAAGCUGAACCGACGAACAUGUGUAAAAAGUUGGGCACAAUUCGAGGUAAUCAGCAGAGCUGCAUCAACAGGGUCGCCAGGGAAACGAAAACUGCGGGUACCUUAGCAGUGGUUGUAGGUGGUUUCGUCGCAUGCUGGUUGCCGUUUUUCAUUCUGUAUCUUGCAACACCCUUCAUACCCGUGGAGCCGCCGAAUGCUCUCAUGCCAGCUUUAACGUGGCUAGGGUGGAUUAAUUCGGCCAUCAACCCUUUCAUCUACGCGUUCUACUCGGCAGACUUCAGGCUCGCUUUCUGGCGAUUAACAUGUCGGAAAUGCUCAAAGAGUAGACUGAACUUGCACGGCACGAAUCGGAAAUUACCCGCCUCAGUUAACUGGAAGAAAGACACAUCGAGAACGUGAAGAUCUCCGCGCACAUGAGUUUCAAACUUGUUUAAUUAUGUGAGGACCGGGAAUUGGAAUAACUGCAGUUGACUUGUACUCACUCGCAAUUACAUUAGCAAAGAAUAAAACAUAAGAACUAUGCGUAUGUAUUCUAAGUAUGUGCUUGUAUCCGACCUCUCUCGCGCGCGCGAUGGAUCGUAUCGAAUUUUAUAAGAUAUAAAUAUUUCUUCCUUUCUCUUUCUCAUUAUGUACAAUAUGUUGGAGUACAUGUAUAAUAGCUCUGAGAUUUUCGAAAAGUCAUGUGAGUUGAUCUCUUCAUGUAACAUACAUCGCGAUGUACAAUUUUAUUAAAUUAAAUUAACUUAUUAAAUUAAUCUUGUUAGUUUUGAAAGAAAAUUAUAUUCUUAUUUUUAAAAUUAUAAAUUAAAUUAUAUUCUUGAUUUCACGAUCAAUUAAAUUCUUACUAUUCUCUGUAAUGUGUUCUCUUUCAACAAAUAUUAUUCAAAGGGCAAUGCUAUAAUUAUAAUAUUAAUUUAGAUAUUUUCUUAUAGUGUAGCAUGCCAGCAUAUCAUCGGAAAUUAUGUUUAACGUUAUAUCGUAAAAAUGUUUGAUUGACAUAUUUAUAUUUAGAUAAACAUAUAUACAUGUUUGUAUGCAUGAUGCGUACGUGCUUGCAUACGAUUCGUGAGUUUCAGUGGAAUUGUAUCGAGAUACGUAUGUAGCAGAUUCUUCUGAACAAAGCGAAUUCUAAGAAGAAAGAUAAACGUAGAGAAGAUGUAGGAAUAAUAAAUAUUUCAUUUCGUUGAAAAAGCAAUGCAUAAAAAUAUACGACGAGAUACGACUGACGUUUGUAUCAAUCGGUAUUGAUUACAAAACUGUAAUCGAUACCGAUAUUGCAUCAUUGUCAAAGUCAUGUGAUAUUUGUAUACGAACGAAAAAUCGAAAAACCGUUCUGUUUAAUUGUCAUGUGUCAUGCACACGAUAGAUUCUUUGCAUGUUAUAUAUACACAUCUAGUCACUUCCCAUGUUAUAUAGAUACAUCUUUCCCCCUAUCAUAUAUAUAAAAAAUAAAAUUUUUAAACGCGCACAUGUAACUGUAACCACUUCUUUUCGAGCAACAAACUUACUACGUGCAUUAUAUAUUUUCCAUAAUACUUUAUUAUAUCGCACAAAUAUGUGAUAUUAUUAUUUAAAUACCAAUUUAUAGACAAUAUAUAUCUAUUGUCGUUAUGUAUAUUAAAUCACGCGAAUUUAUGAAUAUAAACUUAGAGUAAGGAAAAGAUUAGUUACGUAUUAUUUAGUAAACACUUAUUUUAGGAAUCCAAUUAUUUCAGAAAUAGCAGAUAGUAGAUAGUUAGUGGAAUUAAUUAAAUUAUUGAUUAAUGCAAAUAUAUGUAUUAUUUCAAAUAGAUAUUUAUCGAGUAAAAUACUACAAAUAGUAUCACAUAAAUUUUGUAUGUUAUUAAUAUAUUUAUUAAUUAUUAAAGACUGUGUAGAUAUUCAGUAGAACAGAAUCUGCUAGAAAAUAAGAAGCUAAUGUAAUCUAUUUUUUUUCUUUAUGUAUAUAAUUUGUUAACUUUAGAACGUACUUGACAAUUUUUAGUUUUAGUACAAUUUACUAAAUGUAUUUCUUAUUCUGCUCAAUAAUAUUAAUAAUUGAAAAACAUAAUUGUAAUUAGCCAACGAUAACAGUAUUAUUUAUUAUUUAUUAUUACUUAUCAGAAAAUGAAUAUAUUAUAUGUAUAUGUUUCACAAUGUUGAUGAUAAAUGUAUAAGCAUUGUAUUGUUGUCAAUAAUAUGAACAAUAUAUAAAACUCAUGUAAAG
Molecule: messenger RNA, 3028 nt
Organism: Ooceraea biroi (clonal raider ant)
Lineage: Eukaryota; Metazoa; Arthropoda; Insecta; Hymenoptera; Formicidae
Product: octopamine receptor
Biological process (GO): adenylate cyclase-activating adrenergic receptor signaling pathway; positive regulation of MAPK cascade
Cellular component (GO): plasma membrane
Molecular function (GO): G protein-coupled receptor activity
Source: RefSeq, a predicted model, not a curated record